This is a messenger RNA of Larimichthys crocea (large yellow croaker), 2891 nucleotides long. RefSeq names its product ADP-ribosylation factor 3a (gene arf3a). NCBI's taxonomy places the organism in Eukaryota, Metazoa, Chordata, Actinopteri, Sciaenidae. The transcript is spliced from 5 exons. Gene Ontology annotation, molecular function: GTP binding; GTPase activity. Bases 108 to 653 code for a protein of 181 amino acids. The record is from RefSeq and is a predicted model, not a curated record.
CCUCCCCUCACCCCCCCCUCCGGUCCCCUUUGCCUGACUCCAGCUGGUAUCCUUCUUCCUGCCGAUAGACGGUUCUGUUGCAGUUGAGGUGAGAGCCACCGGUCAUCAUGGGAAACAUCUUUGGCAACCUAUUGAAGAGCCUCAUAGGCAAGAAGGAGAUGAGGAUCCUCAUGGUGGGUCUGGACGCUGCUGGAAAAACCACAAUCCUCUACAAACUGAAGCUGGGGGAGAUUGUUACCACCAUCCCCACAAUCGGUUUCAAUGUGGAGACAGUUGAGUACAAGAACAUCAGCUUUACCGUGUGGGAUGUGGGUGGCCAGGACAAGAUCCGUCCUCUUUGGAGGCACUACUUCCAGAACACUCAGGGUUUGAUCUUUGUGGUCGACAGCAAUGACCGUGAGCGGGUGAACGAAGCUCGGGAGGAGCUGAUGAGGAUGCUGGCUGAGGAUGAGCUGCGGGAUGCUGUUCUUCUCGUCUUUGCCAAUAAACAGGACUUACCCAAUGCCAUGAACGCUGCAGAGAUCACAGACAAGCUAGGCCUGCACUCCCUACGCCACCGCAACUGGUACAUUCAGGCCACCUGUGCCACCAGUGGAGACGGUCUCUACGAGGGCCUGGACUGGCUGGCCAAUCAGCUGAAGAACAAAAAGUGAUGAGUACAGCCAGUAGCGUGGGGAAGAGCCUGGGUGCCAGCUCCAGGUAGUGGUUAUAAGGGAUCCAUUGUGUUCACAUGGAGAGGCAGUGCUGAAAAGCUCCCAGGGGGUGACUCUCAAUGGCUUUCUCCCCCCAAAAUACUUUCAUUUCAUCUCUUUAUUCUGAUCAAUUUAAUUUGUUUGGAUCUGCGGUGAGCGUUUUUAAGUAUUUACAAACCAAUGGUGUCGAAGUUGACCUAAAUUACUUACAUUCUUACAAGCUGAAUACAUAAAUAUUGAGAUGUUAUAGUAUAACUGUAAAGGCAUAUGUAUUUCCCCCUCUACUUUGGAGUCUCUAUAACCCAUCACCUUUUAAAUUAGUUUGUAUUAAAGUGAUGAUGGCAGAGCAGCCUUCCCUCAGAUACUUUAAACUUAAUGUAAAUUAUAAAGAAUGUCAUAAUAGUAUAGUGGGAGUACUACUACUAUCUCAGAAUACUAUCACGUUGUUAAAACAGUAUACUCAUACAGGCUCAGAUGUAAAGUUUUUGUCCAUACCAAUGUUUUACCACCACCAAAUAAUGCAGUUCAAAGUUUAUUUAUUUAUAAAUGUUUUAGAUUUUAUUUACAUAUAUAUAUAUAUAUAUAUAGUUUUAUUUACUUUAUUGAACAAACAUUCACUGGAUGUUCUUAAACAAUCAUUUUUUGUCAGCAUUUAUUUAUUUAUUUAUUUAUUUUACUGUUUUAUUUUAAGUGCAUCACAUGGUUUCUCCCUUUAUUGACAUGUGCAUUCACUGCUAAGGCAGCUGUUUGAAAAAAGAAGCCCCCAGUAUCACUGUACGUAUAUUACCGCUUCCCAAUCUGCAUGGAGAUAUCCCAGUACUGGCUCUUGGGCUUGAUGAGAGCUGUGAACUACCGCAGGCCGCUGCUGUAAAUAAAGAUUUGUUCUUAGUCGACUUGCCUGGCUCAAUAAGGGUUAAAACAAUUUGUCUGGCGUCAGUGAGGUGUGAUAGCUGAACUGAUACAGAUGACAGAACAGGCACACUGUACCAGCUCAGUGGCUUAGAAAAAAACAUAAUGCUGCUAUUGGCCUGCCCCGUGGAGAGUGAUGCAGCAGAGCAUGUGAUUGGCAAUAUCAGAGAGCUUACAUAGUUUUGAAUGUUUAUUUUUUUAAGUUAGUUUGUGCGAGCAGUUGCACUAUAUCUGUCAACUCACAUCGCUUGGCGUCCUAAUUUAUCCAUCCCUAAUUGGCAUGACAUUAUACAUGCUUCUUGUGUUUACCAUAUCUCCAUGUUGCACAAAAUAACUCUUGAUGCGUUAUUGUUGUACAAAAUGUAAUGUCUGUUUAUUUUUCAAUGGGGUAUUUAAUUUAUUUUGGAUCCAAAAGCAAGUGUUGAUUUUAGUGUUGUUGUUUUUUUUUCUUUUUUUUCUUAAUUUGCUAACAAGCAGACAGUGAUUCACACGAAUCACAUAAUUUGAAAAAAUAGGAGAGAGGAUGAUAGUAAUACUGCAUCAUAAGGCAUGUUAAUAAUGUACAAGAUCUGUAAUAAAAGUGAAUUAUAAUAGCCUGUUUUCUCAGACUAUAUGUUAGUCUAAAUUAAUACUGCUGGUUGGAACAAUGCUGUACUGAUAAAUGUUAUGGAUUUAGUGUAAAGUUUACCGAACAACCUUCUAAUAUGCAAAAGCAUGCUUUUCUAUGUCAGCGCAACUGUAUAUAUGUUUAUGUAACAAGAAAAGUAUACCAUGGUACUUGCGGUCAAAUUGAAAGUGUUGUUGAUACACCUGUAGAUAUUGGGGUCAGUGUGUUGGCAGAUAUGUAUAACUGACAGCAGCUUGUGUGUGUGAUGUGCCCUCUAUUACAUUCAGUUUGGUGUGAUUUGUUUUUGUGGCCUUAUAUUGCCAGUGGUUAAGUUCUCUUUGAUAACAGGUUUGUAUGUAGGAAUGUCCAACAUUCAAGUAUCUCACCUUACGAUCUGUAACACUGCUGCACUCACAGUUCUGUUGUGGCUAAACGUCCUUCUUUCACUCACUAUUGGCAGACUUUUAACUUGGGGAAAAAAUAAUGAAGAAAAGCAAAGACUGCAGAACAUUCCAACUGAUUCUUCAAAAAGGAACAAACUGAAAAUGGAUUUAAUUAAUUCAGAGGAAUUAUUAUUAACAAGAGGAGGAAAUGAAAACAACACAAACUGGUGCAAAUGUGUUAAAUGAUUUACUGAUUCCUGGCACUACAUCAAUCAAUCAAUAAAAUGACCAAAACAUAAA